Manis javanica (Malayan pangolin) is the source of this 804-nucleotide messenger RNA. Its product is annotated as alpha-1,4-N-acetylglucosaminyltransferase. The record is from RefSeq and is a predicted model, not a curated record. Gene Ontology annotation, biological process: protein O-linked glycosylation. Gene Ontology annotation, molecular function: acetylglucosaminyltransferase activity. Lineage: Eukaryota; Metazoa; Chordata; Mammalia; Pholidota; Manidae.
AUGCCCGGAGAUCAGAGACACGUAGCCUACCGUGGGGUUUCUGUCUUCGUCAUCUCAGGCUCCUAUAACAAAAUACUGCAGAUUGCGGGCUUUAUAAACAGACAGCUGUUGCUCACAGUUCUGGAGGCUGGAAGUCCAAGGUCAAAGCGCAGAAUCAGUGCCAGUGCAGAGAGACACUGGCUCCAUGUCAGCUCAGAUGCAUGCUGCCUGGCCAUCAUAUGGAAGUAUGGUGGCAUCUAUAUGGACAAUGAUGUCAUUUCCAUAAGGCCCAUCCCUGAGGGGCACUUCUUGGCUGCACAGUCUUCUUGGUACUCUAGCAACAGGGUGUUUGGAUUCAUGUCCCACCACCCUUUCCUGUGGGAGUGCAUGGAAAACUUUGUUGAACACUACAAUUCAGACAUCUGUAACUAGGGUCGCAAUUUGAUGACAAGGAUGUUGAGACUGUGGUGCAAACUCAGAGACUUCCAGGAGGUGAACGACCUCAGGUGUCGGACCCUGUCCUUCCUACAUCCCUACAGAUUUUACCCCAUCUCCUAUUGGCAAUGGAGGUGCUACUAUGGAGUCUGGGACCCAAAAUUGAGCUUCAACAACUCCUAUGCCCUGCACCUGUGGAACUACAUGAAUCAUGACAAGAAGGUUGUGGUCAGAGGAAGCAACACACUGGUGGAAAAUAUCUACCAUAAGCACUGUCCCAGGACUUACAGAUAUCUGAUUCAAUGCACAGAGGGGCUGGUGACUGGGAAGCCAGGGCCAGGUAACAAACAGAGCCAACCCUGGGGUGUUGCUAACAUGGUGUGGAACUAG